This is a messenger RNA of Babesia ovata, 504 nucleotides long. Its product is annotated as outer membrane porin, putative. Lineage: Eukaryota; Apicomplexa; Aconoidasida; Piroplasmida; Babesiidae. The record is from RefSeq and is a predicted model, not a curated record. Bases 1 to 504 code for a protein of 167 amino acids. The transcript is spliced from 2 exons.
AUGAUCCCGCGUGUAAGCUGCACCUUCUCCGACUUCUGCUCGUCCACCGGCGUGUACUCCGGCAGCGGGGCGUCGUUGGACGCGGGUUUCUCCGACUUGCCGUUGGCGCUGACUGGUUCGUCGUCCGACGAGUCGAAGAAGUCAUCGGAACUCAAGAAGUUCGACGCCACGUCCGAGAUGGACGAGCUGCUGCUGGAGGCGUCGAAGAUCUCCGACGGGGACAUCCUUUUGCGGCUUCGGCUUCUUUUUGCGCGUAAACGUGGCCUGCAUGUCCUCGAGGUUGCGUUUCACCAUAGCGCUGACGUAAAUGAACACCCGCCUCUGCUUGUCCACUGGGAGCAGACUGGGAUCGAAGGUGAACGUGCGAUCGUACAUGAACGUCUCCCCUACAAUACCGAGGUCGUCCUCGAUCAGUUCAAGCGCCGCCUUGCGCUGAUUCGGCGCCAGCCUCGAGAGGUUGACGUUGAGAGUGCGUGUUUGAAUCAAAGUGAUGCCCUUCUCUAG